Molecule: messenger RNA, 2150 nt
Organism: Acipenser ruthenus (sterlet)
Lineage: Eukaryota; Metazoa; Chordata; Actinopteri; Acipenseriformes; Acipenseridae
Product: rho-related GTP-binding protein RhoU-like
Exons: 3
Coding region: 324-1055 (243 amino acids)
Biological process (GO): small GTPase-mediated signal transduction
Molecular function (GO): GTPase activity; GTP binding
Source: RefSeq, a predicted model, not a curated record
UGUGCAUAAUUGGAGCGGGGACUAGAGAACGUCUGCUUUUCAAAGGGCAUUGUGUUGGAAUUAAAAGGCGGGGACAUGCAAAUCACCAAGGGUCUUUAACGCAGAACUGCCAAAGAAAACAGCCAGAGAGCAAAGUUAGUUUGGGAUAGGAGCAGUGACAGCACAAAAAAAAAAAAUCGUGGAGGAAUUUAUUAAACCUUUUAAUACAGCAACGCUUGCCUAGCAGACACUGCAGAGCUGUCUGAAAGUUUCUGAACCGUCUCCUAUAGUAUAUUGAUAUAUUAUUUUGAGAUUUAUUUGUGCACAUUAUUAAAACAGCAAACAUGCCACCUCAGAAGACCGUGGAUUACGGACAGCAUGUGGCUCCUCCGGUGCCGCCGCACAGCGGUAGAGAGACCGGGCACAGCAUCGGACAGGAGCGGAGUGUGAAAUGCGUAUUGCUGGGAGAUGGGGCUGUUGGGAAGACGAGUCUAGUUGUCAGCUAUACCACGAAUGGAUACCCGACCAAGUACGUGCCCACUGCGUUUGACGACUUUUCAGCUGUGGUGCAAGUUGAUGGAACUCCAGUGAGACUUCAGCUCCGAGACACUGCUGGGCAGGAUGAGUUUGACAAGCUGCGACACUUCUGCUACCCGCGUGCCGAUGCCCUGCUGUUGUGUUUCAGCGUGGUGAGCCCUGCCUCCUUCCAGAACGUUUGGGAAAAGUGGGUGCCUGAAAUCCGGCGCCACUGCCCCUUGGCACCAGUGGUCUUGGUGGGCACACAGUGUGACCUUCGCCAAGACGUGAAGGUGCUGAUUGAACUGAACCGGCAACAGGAGAAACCGGUGCCCGAGAGCAACGCCAGGGCGCUGGCAGAGAAGAUUGGAGCCAUCUCCUACGUGGAGUGCUCAGCCCUGACACAGAAGAACCUGAAAGAGGUUUUCGACGCAGCGAUAUCGACCGGACUGAGUUUCUCCGAGCACCGGGCACGCAAAGAGAGGAAAAUGAAAAACACAGCAGAUAAAAUGAAAACGCUCUCCAAAUCUUGGUGGAAGAAAUACGCUUGCCUGCAGUAACAAUUGACUAAGUCUAUUUCCUCAUCCUAUUCUUUCCCAGGUAUCAACCUUCCAAGGCGAUUUUUGACGCUCUCGGAAGUUGAUAUUGAAAUUUGCAUUGGGAUCUAUUUAUUUUCCCAGCUGUACUAUAUUUAUUUUCUGAAAACUAUUUUUCUUUCUGGAAGAAUGUCUUAGUUAAGUCCUGUGGAUUUUCAUUUAAGAAAUCAUUUUAAUAAAUACUUUUUAAAACAUACUAAACAGAAGUGUAAAGCAGUGGUAACUUUUUUAAAGGGUUUAGAUCUAACCAGGGCCUGGAUUAAAUCAUAAUUAUGGCCGCGCAAUGGUCAUAAAAUUGAAAAUUGGUCGCUAUAAAGUUUUCUGUGCAUGAAAAACCAAGGCCCUGAUUUGUUUAUAUGACAUCAGAACCCAAUAACAUAGAGGGAUGUUGAAAUAUGAUCUAAAUAUUUAUAUAUCUGCAAUAUAUGCAACACAAUUCAAUACGUCAAUGUAUUGCGUAUUUAAGGACCUGGUUUGAUCAAAACAUCCACCACAAAUUGCAGUUGAUAAAAGACUCUUGUCAUUUUUUUUCCUCAUUCUACUCCUGCUGCUGGCAUACAUUUGUAUCUUAUUGCUUCUCAUUUUUUAGAAGCUUAUAUUUGUGUUUUAAUCAUAUGGUUUAUUGUGUGUCAGUGAGAGAAAUGCACGAUGUAUGAGAUACUGUUAAAGAAUCCAUUCUAACUGGGACCAGAUCUUUGAAUGGGGUAUGAUCUACCCAGUUAAACCAUUCUAUAUUUACAAUGCUGUAGAUUAGUUCUACAGUUGAGUACAAUUCAGGCUUUUAGUCUGGUGAGUUUCGUACCCUGCUGUGCAUUAUCUGUAGUGGGGAGAGCAAUAAUCGUGGUUCCUACUGUACUGUGUUGCCCAGAAACAUUAACCGCAAUAUUUUCUAAGACUUGGAGGUGAAAUGGUCUUGUUUGUUUGUUUGUUUGUUUGUGUGUUUGUUUCUUUUUAAAUGUGAUUCCUGUUUCAUUCAUGCCUCUGAUGGGGACUGCGUUGAAGCAGUUUGCUUUGAAUGGAAUUGUGUCUUAUGAUUUUGAAAUAAAACAAAUAGUUAAA